AUGGCGUGCGUAUCAGAAGAACAAGAGAAUACGGGUCCAUGGUACUUCGACGGUGGGAGUUCAAGCCACAUGGUGGGUACAAUGACCAACCUACUGAACAUCAAGAAGGUCAAAGGUGAAAAUAUGACUUUCAGAGAUGGAGGUCAUAGAAUGCCUCAGCUCAAGGAAGGAGAUAAGAAUAUGUGUGGACCGAGCCACAAGGAGAAGCAUGUGAAGGCUCACCACAUGAAAGUACCUGACUUUCAAUCACAGUCAGACCUCAAGGGCCCAAAUAACAACGUUGAUUCGGACGUGCAGUAUAGUUUAGAGGGAAAAUCUGGUUCAGAGGAGCAGCCUAGUUCAGAACAAGCAGUGGCAUAG
Molecule: messenger RNA, 360 nt
Organism: Arabis nemorensis
Lineage: Eukaryota; Viridiplantae; Streptophyta; Magnoliopsida; Brassicales; Brassicaceae
Source: the annotation of a GenBank genome assembly